This is a messenger RNA of Pseudophryne corroboree (corroboree frog), 978 nucleotides long. RefSeq names its product olfactory receptor 10A4-like. The transcript has a single exon. Bases 1 to 978 code for a protein of 325 amino acids. Gene Ontology annotation, cellular component: membrane. NCBI's taxonomy places the organism in Eukaryota, Metazoa, Chordata, Amphibia, Anura, Myobatrachidae. Gene Ontology annotation, biological process: G protein-coupled receptor signaling pathway. The record is from RefSeq and is a predicted model, not a curated record. Gene Ontology annotation, molecular function: olfactory receptor activity; G protein-coupled receptor activity.
AUGGAGGCUAAUAACAUCACUGUAGUUACAGAAUUUAUUCUAUUAGCUUUUGAAGAGCUCAACCAAAUGCAUAUUCUGCUUUUUAGUAUAGUUUUAUUAAUAUACAGCACAUGUGUUUUCGGAAACAUUGUUAUAUUUUUACUAAUUACAUUUAAUCCAUCUCUUCAUACACCAAUGUACUUUUUUAUUCGUACAUUUACCAUUUUAGAAAUUGUAUUUGUUUCGGUCAUUGUCCCCAAGUUCUUAGAUAUCCUCAUUGCAGCUAACAGCAGGAUAUCGUUUAUUGCCUGUUUUAUACAGUUGUAUUGUGCAGACACUUCUGGUAUAGUUGAAUGUUACCUCCUCGCUGUGAUGGUCUUUGAUCGGUAUUUAGCCAUUACCAAUCCAUUGCAUUAUUCCACUAUAAUGAGCCAAGCCUGUACUAAACUUGCAGUGUUUCCAUGGGUUGUCGGCUUGGCGGGCUGUUCCAUACCUACCACCUUCACAGCCUGUUUGAAUUUCUGUGGUCCUAAUCUGAUCAAUCAUUUCUUCUGUGACUUGCCUCAACUGCAGAAAUUGGCAUGCUCUAAAUCUUACGUCAGUAAUCUGGUUACAAGCAUAACAGCCAUAUUUGUUGUGCUUCUUCCUUUCAUCAUAAUUAUAGGAUUCUAUACACAAAUCAUAAUCACUGUCUCAAAGAUUAAGAGUGUGGAGGGUAAACAGAAGGCCUUCUCCACCUGCACUUCUCACUUAAUGGUAACUAGUCUCUUUUUUGGUACAGGAAUCAUCGUAUAUGUCAGGCCAAAUGGCAGCCAGUAUGACAAAUUCCUAGCACUAACAUACACUGUUGUUACGCCAUUGUUGAAUCCUUUUAUUUAUACACUGAGAAACAAAGAUGUCAAGAAAAUUUUCUUUAAAUCAAUGAGGUUGUUCUUAAACCUGACAAUAACUAGAAGUGGACACAUUGAGAAAAGCUGCACUGUAAAAUCAAACUACUGA